Molecule: messenger RNA, 4122 nt
Organism: Babesia bigemina
Lineage: Eukaryota; Apicomplexa; Aconoidasida; Piroplasmida; Babesiidae
Exons: 1
Coding region: 1-4122 (1373 amino acids)
Source: RefSeq, a predicted model, not a curated record
AUGGGAUUUUUGCAUGGAGUGCUUGAAGCGGUGAAAAACGAAAAUGAAGUGACAACUUAUGAUAAAUACAUCAGUGAUCACAAUAAAAACCUUAAAAGUGUACUAGACACCUUAACUAAAAAUAUUGGCUCCGGGCGUGCUGGGCUUGUGGAGUCUGUCGGCGCGGUGAAGGAGUGGUUGGAGGGGUAUGGGAGGGAGGUGGAGGAGAAAAUAAACAGAGUGAAGAAUCUAUUGGAACAAUUAAAAAGCGGCAUUAAUGAUGCACUACAAGUUCGUCAAAACAUGAAUAAUUAUGCAGUUGAUCAACAACAAGAAUGGUCCUCAAAAAUAGCGCACAUCCUUAUAGGCAGUGCAGAACAAGCUAUGAAGGCAGCGAAGCAUUUAGACCAAAAUCUAAAAAAUAAACUCGUAAAAUAUAUAGAGUUUGUGAUUCAGGCGGUGAGCAAUUUCUGCGAAUCAGCAAAAAACGAGGACAUGAAAAAAGUAGUCAAAAGCGUUGAGGCGGAACGCCUAUUGCUACUCAGCCAUUCGCACCGAAUUCGUGAUGACGCCGAAUCAACGGUUAACAGUUUCAUUGAAAUGCUGGAACAAAAUAUUAAUAAACUCGACGGCCAGAUUGUCAUUGUUGCGCGAAACAUUAGUUCUGCUGAAAACGAAUUGAAUGGGUUGAUCAAAACGGCCGAUGAAGCGCAUAAGUUGGGGAAAGAUAGUGCAGCUAAACUGGGAACUUUAGACACAAAACUUAGGAGCGAAUUGCAACCUAACAUUCAGCAUAUACCAUUUUUGACAAUGAGCUUAGGAGUGAAAACCACAGAAAGUGAACUAUUCGAGUUGCUCAAACAUAUUGACGCCGAGAUUGUAAAGCUAGCAACCAAUGUUAAUACGCUUGGCAACAAAAAUUUCAACGGUUUUUUAAGCAAAAUGAAAAGCGAUUUAGAAGCAUUGCACGCGACAAUUGAUGACUUACAUAGUACUGCCCAAUCUAAUUCACUGCUACGGCCAACGCGACAACAUUUCGUUGAAUCUGCUCGCCGUAUUAAAAUAAUAAUUGAAAAUGUAUCCAAAUCCUUGAUGAAUGAUGUGGACGAAACGUUGCGAAAAUUGGAAAAGAAGGUUGAGACCUUGCAGUCAACUUUCGAGGAAGACAAGCAAAGUCUCGAUGAAUUGGCAAAGCAAAUCAGCGGUACUGUUAUAUCAGACAUUUUGAAAGAGUCCACUGCUCUCAAAGAAAAAAACAAGGGACUACCGAAAAUUAAUGGUCUUAUAAGCGGCAUAAAAUUAAGACUUAAUACCAUUCAUCAACACGUCAUAGAUAUGCAAAGUGCCAACGUAUCUAGUAAUAUGCGUAACGUCCAACGUCAUUUUAAAGUUGCCAAGCAAAAUGCUAUAAAAGACAUCGCCGAAAUUGCGAGGAAAUUAGAAUUAGAGAUCAACAAAGUUUCUUACACGGUCUAUGAAACCGCCCGCGAAACAUACCACGCUUCCAAAGUGGCGGAGCUAAAAGGCCUUCAAUCCUUUGUUGAGAAACAGAAGAGCACUAUAGAGCAUAUCAUAUAUACGGAUAAGAUGACCGGUGUGAAAGGUUUAAUGAGAAUUUUGAAUAUUGCGUUAAAAUCCCGAAGCUUCAGUGACAUGACUAUCAUGAACGAACUAGUGUACAAACUAUUAGACGUAUUCAAACUUUUCUUUCAUGAAUUGAUGAAUCAAGCAGACCUGAAAGAGUCCGCUGAUGCCAUUAAUACAAUCUAUUUCGCGUCGAAAUAUCUGUUCGAUAAAAUGUUUGAAGAAAAACACUUCCACACCGACGUCACCAAAAAGCUCGACGCCUUCAGUAAUGUCCUCUCCGUAUUCCAUCCCGAAACCAUGGACGGCGCACCCAAAAAAGUGUUGACGCCGCUGAAGCAAGGGUUCGGCAAAUUUGUUGACCAACUUGACAAAGCUUAUGUGAGCAGGUACUCGGGUGCCAAGCAAAUCAGUUGGGAAGCGCAUCUGACCACUGCACAAACCGAGGAGAGCAAAAACUGCGCCAAAGUCUUCUUGACAAUCGCUCCCACGCUUUUUGGCGAAUUGACUCACCUGAGAGCUCAGUGCGCAAGCAACUACCCUGCGAGCAAAAUUCACGCCACAUCCGGUCCGGGUGUUUUGUUGAAAAGGAUGGGCUACGGUGUUGCAACUGACAAAUCUGCCCAGGAUGGUCAUUUACAAAAUUCGGACGACAUGAGGGGUGAGAAAAUUGUGAGACUGCUUCAGAGACAAAUUCAGCUUAGCGAACAGAUCGCCCAUUCCCCGAAGUGCGUCACUAGAAAUACGGAGAAAUUCAAUACCAUGGACGUCUUAGACUGCGUGUUCAAGCAUGUAGACGAGUACAACGCAGUAUGCCAUACAACACCGGUCGCCAAACCAAGAACGCCGUGUAGCAUAUUUGAGAUGCUCGGAUGGUUCUGCGGUCUGCCGUAUAAUUCGGUUCACACUGAGCUUAUCAGUGAAACGUUGUAUGAAUAUCUGGAAAAUCCCAACAAGCCGGACAAGGAUGAUGAGGAAGGCUUCGAAAUUGAAAUCGUCGACCACAAGUCGUUGUAUCUGCAAGCGUAUCCACACGACAUCACCUACAAUGCUAUAGUCGCAGCGCUCACCGAUAUUUGCUCCACGUCAUAUGACAUCAUGGCAACAGUAGUGGGAACAGGUGACGAGUACACUAUGUACGGUUGCGACUACUCGAACAACACGCUAGGCCUGUACUACCCGCAAAGCGGCGAUGACUGCCUCCACAUGAUCCUUGAUUUGCUUCGUAGAUUGUUCCCUGCGUUGCAAUACAUACGUGUACAGUGUAAGGUGGCAACUAAGCACGGUGGCUGGGCUGACUGCGCCUAUGGCAAGUCCGUGUCGCCUGCGAAUUGGCCCUCUGAGGACCACUCAACCAACGAACCAAAGAGUCAACCAAAUGACCAACCAAAAAUGGAACCAAAGUGCCAACCAAAAUCGCCACUAAUGAGUUACUUAAAUGAUUGCCUUCCGGGGCAUAUGCCACAUCAGGUUAGUUCUACGGGAUGCAAAUCCAAAUGCUCCACCUGUCCUAGGAACGUCCCUGGGAUGCCCUGUUUGACCCCGCUUGGCUUUAGAGGCUUUUCUGGGUCAAUGAAAAAAGGUAGCGACCUAGGUGACAUCCUUCAGAUAUUCUUCGACAUCCGCCAUCUAACAACGCUGCUCGCCCUAGCUCCUAGGCCACCGUCUACUCUGCCCGAACUCUUUGGUUUUGCGCUGUCACUUGUCGGUGGAUGGAAGCACGGCGCCGAACACCCAAUUAAAACAGUCAUCGAAUCAUCCAUUCGUAGCGUGUCCAUCAAUCUCGUCCCUAACGCCGCAGAUAUAACGGACGCCUUAACUGACGCAUACGGGUCCACUGAUGCUCAUCACAAGGACUGCGAGGAUUCUCACCUCAUCACCUUAUCUAGUUCCGCUGUAUGUUAUGGUAAAAAUAAAAGGAUAGACUGUGCACCGUAUAUUUCUACAUUGUGGUCCGAUGCCUAUUCAUACCUCCCGCACAAACACGCUGAUCUCUACCUAUCAUGGGCUGUCUACUCGCCAUGGAAUUUCUGGCAUUUGCUUGAAAAUCUAUACAACGAAUUUUGCAACAUUUUCUGUCAAGAUUGGGGCUGCCAUUCAUGUAUGCAAGCAAGCAAAUGUAAACGCGGGAAACAUGGCCACGAAAGAUCGUCAUGUUCAUGUUCAUCUAUAGUGUCAUGCAAGGGUGUAUCUCCUACCUUGUACCGCUUUGGUUUCAGACUCGGUGACGCAGCCAAGUUGAAUUCGUCCAACGCGAAGAAAGUAUGUUACAAUUUCCAGAAGCAAUUCAGUAGAGUCAUCAAAUCCAAAUACUUCACUGUGCUCUUCAACAAGUGCGACGACUUGCUCUUCCAAAUCCGCGCCCCCUUCAUCUGGCUCAACGUCGCGCUCUGGCUCCUCUCUUUAUUGUACCUCCUCCACAUCAUGGUCAUCCGCUUAGACCUGCUCCACAUCAAAUCGCAUUUACAUAGUCCAUCAUCGCAUCGUAUAGCUGCCCAAUCACUCCUUGCUGCUGGACGUGUUAACAAGCUUAACAGGGUGUUUUACCUGCAACCGUAA